Molecule: messenger RNA, 3791 nt
Organism: Eriocheir sinensis (Chinese mitten crab)
Lineage: Eukaryota; Metazoa; Arthropoda; Malacostraca; Decapoda; Varunidae
Product: serine/arginine repetitive matrix protein 1-like
Exons: 5
Coding region: 1500-3791 (763 amino acids)
Source: RefSeq, a predicted model, not a curated record
AGUCUCCUACACUCGUUUUGAAGAAGUACAGUGAGUUUUAUUUUACAUUUUUAACUUAUUUCUUACCUAAAUAGUCUGCCAUGCAUCAUAACUCACCUCUUUUGGCAUAACAUGUUUUGUACUCGUUUUGAAGAAGUCCAGUGAUUGAUAUUCUCUAUUUUAGUUUUAUUUUGCAUUUUUAUCUUAUUUUAUCUUAUUUUUUUUACCUAUAUAGUCUGCCAUGCAUCCUAACCCACCUCUUUUGGCAUCACAUUUUACUCGUUUUGAAAAAGUCCAGUGAGGGAUAUUUUCUAUUUCUAUCUUAUUCUAGUCUACAUUCUGCUAUCCUAACCCGCCGAAUCUUAGCAAACAAGUUCUAUGUCUUUAUUCUGUCGUAAUCUUUUCUUAUCCUAUUGUCGGUGUUCUUAUGGAAUCCAAACCCUUCUUGUAGCUAUUUCAGUUCAUAUGUUGCAUCGUCCUAAUCCUACUUGCCGUAUCAUGUUCUUUUUGUUUUAUUUUAACCGUUUUAUAAGAUUUGAGUGUGUGUGUGUGUGUGUGUGUGUGUGUGUGUGUGUGUGUGUGUGUGUGUGUGUGUGUGUGUGUGUGUGUGUGUGUGUGUGUGUGUGUUCGCUCGCGCCCAAGACAAAUUACCCAACUACCUAACUAAACAAAUUACGAGCUGGCAACAUAAACUAAGACUACGUGUGUGUGUGUGUGUGUGUGUGUGUGUGUGUGUACCUACCACCUACACACCUGCAGAAUCACCCACUCUCACCCACCCACCCACCAGCCUUUCCUCACUACAUCCCACCUCGUCCCUGCGCGCCAAAACGCUCUCGACACCGGGACACAACGGGCGGCGGAGUAGACAGACAGAUCACCACCACCUACAAGCGGACCCCGAUACCCCGACCCCCAGCUCUGCAUCGCACAGGCCCGGGCGGAACGCAUUUUGAAGAUUGCAGCGUUAUUACUUAAGCGAGUGCGGUACUUAAGCUCAGGGGGGGGUGUUUGUAUACCGGGGGAAGGGGGCGCAAGGGGUGAGGGAGGGGGUGACAAACGGGGUCGAAUGAGGGGGCGGGGCUCGCAACGUCACUGACUGAACUCGGCAACUCGCUCCCGCGGCCGCUUAGUGUAGCUUCGGCGGUUGUAGUGUGAGGAGGGUCUACGUGUGCUCCUCCCCCGCGGGCGUGUGUGUGUAUGUGACUACUGUAGUGUGUUCAAGCGAUUAAUCAGCGGUUAAUAGUGUGUGCCAGCGGCGUUCCCAGCCCUCUAGCGGCCGGCCCGGGAAUCUGUCUUGGUCUGACGUUCCUGCCUUACCGCGGAAAGUGAUUUAAAUGCCCGUUAUCGUAAACAGUGGUCGGGGCCGGUGCUGCUGGUGAGUGGCCGGGCCAGGCACAUCGCCUCUGCAGUCCCUGCCGCCCCUGCCGCCCCCCUCCUCAGCCUGGCCGGCGUGUUGGCGCGCGAGGUGACCCGGGCACCGCUGGCGGGGGCGGCGGCCGGCGGUGCGUGAUGCCGCCAUGUCCGCCUGGCGAGUGUGGCAGCUGGUGGGGUGGCUGGUGCCCGAGCGGCGCGGCGCCCCCGACCAGCAGCAACAACAGCAGCAACAGCGGCAGCAGCGCUCUCGUGCUGCCCCGAGGGGGUCACGCUCCCUCUUCACCUCCCCGACGCACGGGCUGGCCCCCGCCGGGGAGGACUCAACCCUUCUGCGUCGCAGCGUGAGCUGCCUCGAACACCAACCCGGCGGCCCGGCCUCCCCAGCGACCCCGGCAGCGUCUGGCGCACCCACGACAUCUACGACUCCUGAGAACCCCGCAGACCCCCCAACUCCGGCAGUCAAUGGCUCAGUCGUGCCCUCUGAGGCCUCCACAACUUCCGUGGUUCCCACAGUACCCGCACCCCCCACAGCACCUUUGGUCUCCGAAACUUUACCAACUUCCGCGGCCUCCACGACCCCCAGUGCACCCACAACCCCCGCCGUCCCGGAACAACCCUCCCGUCGGGCGAGCCGAUGCGGGGUCGUGGAGGGAGCGCGAAAACUUGCCUCGUCGGCUACGCUUCCUCGAGCUCACUCCAGGCGGCGGUCGCUGCCGGUGUCGUCCGAGGAUGGCGGGUGUCGCUUCAUGCCUUUCUCCAGGAGGAUGUCGGUGCAGCCCUCGGGGCGGCGACACGCCUCCUCUCAGGUACCUGGCACGCACACCUGGACCAAGAAGACGGCGAGUGAGAGGACGCUCAUCAUCGCCAACGGCGUGGGCGGCCACAGCAAGCAAGAGGCGGCCGCCUCGCCCGUCGCGCCCAUCACCCGCUCAAACCUUUCUCUCCACCUGGCCUCCAACGGGUCGUGUGUGGCCACCGUCGGCAGCCUCACCUCCCGCACUGACAAAUCGGUGCCUGAGGAAGAGACCGAGGCGGCGCCCUGCCGCCCGUGGGAGGCUUUCGGUUGCCGCACAUCGACCUUCAAGUCGACAGAGAGUCCCGUGUCUCCCGCAGCGACUCCUUCCACCACUGCCGCCACCGUCGCUGCCGCCGCCGCAAGCCUCAGGUCAAACCUCAAACCCAGGAGUCAGAUAAGACGAAGGCGGUCUGACUCCGGCCACUCUGUAACCUUCGACCUACCGGAGGACUGCGACAACCUGGGGGCGGCGCGCGGCGGGCGGGGCGACGCCGAGCCGCUGUCCAAGUGCAUGAAGGACCACCAGAACAUGCGAGAGCAGAGUGGCGGACGGGAGAAGCGGCGGCGUGACGACGACCCCCACGAAGAGGUGCUGACGUGGCUGUCCUGCGGCGAGUCGCGGCUGGGCCUAGCCGAGAGGGUGCCGACGCCCGGCAUCAGCUUGGCGGCGACCCCGUCCUCUGAUGGGCGGGAGGACCCGGCUCGCAGCCCAGGCCCGACGUGGCCCCCGACGCUCCCCGAGGUGGCCGCCCUGGCCGUGCUCAGCCCAAGCCUCGGGGAGUCCGCCGCCAGCCCCGGAGAGCCGUUGACCGUCAAGUCCCCAUCGCCCGCCGCCACCCCGCAGCCGCCCCGGCCCCCCACGCCCCCGCCAGCCCAGGCCUCCCUGGAGUGGUCUUCCACGGACAGUGGCGGGCCAGACUCCGGGUACUGGGGCGCCGGCGAGGCCCCGGUGGCCACGCGGCGGGGCGUGCGGGUUGUGUCCCGGGGCCGCGAGCUGCUGCUGCCCUACGCGUGCCUGCACCGAGGCCGCCUCCACCUGCGCAUCGUCAGAGGUGAGUCGCCGCAGCCCUCCAGCUGCCGGGCCCUCGCGGGGCUUUAUUGCUUCAUGUCGCUCAGGCCGGGGAGAGGCUGUCCAACCCCCCCCUCCACUCACUCCUCCCUCCCUUCCCACGCCACCACCCCCUCACCCUGCCCCGCCGCCCCCCUCCCGGCCCCGCCUCCUCCAAGACUCAACAUGACUGCCGCGUCCACUCGCCCGCCCUCGUUAAGGACGGCCCGGAAUGGACGCAGGCUGGGCGGCUACGCGACGGCCAGCACCUCCGCCACACCUGCCAGCGUCCACACCUGCGAGGGCGGGAAGGGAGAGGGCGUGCAUGGGCGUCGCCGGGGCCAAGACGAAAAUUGUCAGCCCUCUGCCCCCUUGGUGACCCCUGUGGGUGUGGAGCAACAGACACAUCCCCAUACACCCCACACCUCAUUUAGCAUCCCCAUAUACCCUACACUUCACUUAGCAUCCCCACACACCUCCCCCUCCCCCACCCUGGACCCAUGCCUUGCCUCCCCAUGCAGUAGCCAAGAAGUAGCAGCAGCUGAUGAGAGCAUUGCCCGCGGCCCCCACACGCUCCACCCCUCUGAGUGA